UGAAACCUGUUAGCCCGGAGGAGCUGCCUGGAAGGCAACUGCCUCCGCACGGAAUGAGGAGGCUGAGUUGUUGGACUGACGACGCUGGGAACCUGACCUUGGACACCAGUAGAUUCUGCCAAGUCCUGGGGCCAUGGAAGGCCCCUUUGCUGACAGCCAGCAGGCCUGCCCUGACCACACCCUGCCUUUGUUUCCAGUGCCUUCCUCACGGCACUGUGCCCGGAUGUUGGGUGAUCUCAGAUGAGGACCCCUGGCCCGGAGGUUGGCUCAGAGUAGGCCCAAAUAAAUGACAGCUGUUCUGAUUCCUAUUGGGUGUGCGGUGUGCCUCGAGCACAGCCAAUGACACCUGUUAGUAGGUACUUGAAGGGCUCAGCAGGGUACCAGUGAGAUGCUCGUCCAUCAGCACGUGUUAAUACAACUGUCGUGACAGUAGAGGAACUGAGUGCAGUGCAGGUGUAAACACCUGGGGGCUGUUUUGGUUUUGGUUUUGGUUUUUCUGCGUUUGGCUGGGCUGUCUCCCCACUCUACUCAGAAUACUUUUCCCCUCAUUUCUCUCUUCACAAGGCCACCUGCUUGCUAAUGCGCUCAGAGCACAGACAAACAUUUUGCUGCUGAUCCUGACAUCCAAAACGUCUUGUCUGACACCCGCCUACGCCACCUUUCUCAAAGUGGGGUCCCCCAAUCCACCUGUGUCAGAAUCACGGUAAUGUUUGUUACCCGUGCAGAUUUUUAGAUCCCCCAGCUAGAUCUACCGAAUCUCGGUCUCAGAGUUUGGGGCCUGGAGAUCUGCAUUUUAAAAGGCUCCAGGGGUGGGGUGGCAGCGAUGGCGGUGGUGGGGACUCUAACAUGUCCCAAAGCUCCCAAGCCGCAGUCCUGCGGGCGCUCAGGAGGCUCCUGGCCCCAACAAGAAAGUCCUGAUUCAUGCUCAGCCCUGCCCCCGUUGGCCCUUCUAUCAGGCAAUUCAAAGUCUCCAGGCCCACGAGUUACUGAUUAACCCUAGGUUUUAAGAAAAGAAAUAAUAAUAACUGAAGGGACAACGUAAGCCCAGAAACCAGCUGAGCAGCCUUGGGAGAGUGGUGCCAGACAGCUGUUGUCACCAGGCACCUGACGAGAAGGAAAAAGAGGCUUCAGAUGCCCAGCCUAAGGUCAGACUGCAUCUAGGUCACAGCGGCACCAGCUGCCACUCCUCGUCGAUGCCCAGGCCCUGAGCGGCCGCCUCCCUCUGGCUCCUGUGCCCAGAAUGGCCUGCACUGAGGUCCCGCAGCAGCCAGCCCCGCAGCAGCCCCAGCCCAUCUCCACAGAAGCCACCACCACCAACGCCACAGGCUCUGCUGGGGGUCAUCGUGGUUCCUGGGACAGCGACCUGGAGUGCCUGGUGUGCCGGGAGCCCUAUAGCUGUGUCCGGCUGCCCAAGCUACUGGGCUGCCAGCACUCCUUCUGCGCCAUCUGCCUGAAGCUCCUGCUGUGCGUGCAGGAUGACACCUGGUCCAUCACCUGCCCACUGUGCCGCAAGGCCACCGCUGUCCCCGGGGGCCUCAUCUGCAGCCUGCGUAACCAGGAGGCCGUGAUGGGGCUGCUGGACCGGCCAUGCCCGGAGGUGCGGCUCUGUCCUCAGGGGCUGGUGGAUCCUGCCACCUUGGCAGCAGGGCACCUCAGCUUGGCGGGGGAGGAUGGGCAGGACGUGGCAAAUGCCAAUCGCGUGGCGGCCCGGCGCCUGGCAGCACAGCUGCUCCUACUGGUCUUGCUCAUCACCCUCAUCCUGCCCUUUAUCUACCCGGGCAUCACCAAGUGGGUGUUCAUCUCCAUCAUCAUCCUGGCCUUCCUGAUGCUCACCCUCUUCUGCUGUCACUCCAGCAGCCAGGCCAGCUAUUGGCCCUCGUCCAGGACCCUCUUCUGCACAGGGCAGAAGCACGGUGAGAUCGCUUACAUUGCCUGAGUGCCCUCUGACCAGGCAGUCCCUGGAACGCCUUCCGCCUCUGCGGCCCCAUUACUCUCACAGUGAACAGGGUAAGCGACUCUGCGCUAAGACUGGCUCCCUCGGGAGAUUAAAUGCCAGCCGGACUCGCAAGCCAAAGCCAGAACGGCUGUCUUGGGUCAAGAACUGUGUGCUUGGAUGAUAGGCCUGUGCCUGUCCAGGGUAUAGCACAGCUAAACUAUUUGGGGUGGGAGAGGAGGCCCAAAUGACUUGAAGGCUACAAGGGGGCCUCCUGUUCCUCUUAGCCCAUUGGUCCUGGUUUUUCUUUACAUACCUUGAUGAAAGUAUUGCAAUGUUGAUGUUCUCGCAGAACAAAUAGAACCGGAACUCCUUUUUUGCAAUUUA
Messenger RNA from Equus caballus (horse), 2320 nucleotides. RefSeq names its product ring finger protein 186 (gene RNF186). Gene Ontology annotation, cellular component: endoplasmic reticulum membrane. Gene Ontology annotation, biological process: intrinsic apoptotic signaling pathway in response to endoplasmic reticulum stress; protein autoubiquitination; proteasome-mediated ubiquitin-dependent protein catabolic process. Lineage: Eukaryota; Metazoa; Chordata; Mammalia; Perissodactyla; Equidae. Gene Ontology annotation, molecular function: ubiquitin protein ligase activity. The record is from RefSeq and is a predicted model, not a curated record.